Messenger RNA from Dunckerocampus dactyliophorus (ringed pipefish), 3830 nucleotides. It is a transcript of the gene cpt1ab, whose product is annotated as carnitine palmitoyltransferase 1Ab (liver). NCBI's taxonomy places the organism in Eukaryota, Metazoa, Chordata, Actinopteri, Syngnathiformes, Syngnathidae. Gene Ontology annotation, molecular function: carnitine O-palmitoyltransferase activity. Gene Ontology annotation, cellular component: mitochondrion. Gene Ontology annotation, biological process: carnitine metabolic process; fatty acid metabolic process. The transcript has 20 exons. The record is from RefSeq and is a predicted model, not a curated record. The coding region runs from base 270 to 2591 and encodes 773 amino acids.
ACCCGAUACAAACGUGACGUACAAAAGAAACAGACGGCACACACAAGCUUUUGCUGCCAUUCAUAUAUCUUGUGUAACGUUAGCAGUCCACACUCAGCAGCAACACAACUGUGUCACAUUCUAAACUAAAGUCCUCCGCACAACUCCUCAGAUUCAUAGGAACGCUUGAUUCCACCUUCAGAAGUGCGAGUACGCAACUCCGCCUCAAGUUACGCCCUUGCCACGCCUCCACGUCACCAUCGAAGUAACUUUGCACACAAGCAGCCACCAUGGCAGAAGCUCACCAGGCGGUGGCCUUUCAGUUCACCGUCACUCCAGAUGGCAUUGACCUGCAGCUGUGCCACGAGGCUCUGCGCCAAAUCUACCUCUCCGGUCUCCACUCAUGGAAGAAAAGGUUCAUUCGCUUCAAGAAUGGGGUUAUGACUGGUGUGUACCCAGGCAGCCCUGCUGGCUUCAUGGUUGUGGUUGUGUCUUACAUGUCAUACAAUAAAUACAAACAGUUGGAUCCGUCUCUUGGCUUGGUUUCCAAACUGGGACAACACAUACCUAUUAGCAAAUAUAUGUCUACAGACAGUCAGAAGAUCAUGGGUGGAGUCUUGGUGGGCACAGGUCUAUGGGUGACCAUAAUCAUGAUAAUGAGAAAUGUCCUCAAGAGCUUGUUGUCGUGGCAUGGAUGGAUGUAUGCACGCCACGGCUCUGUAUCUUGGUCCACUCGGCUAUGGAUGUUGUUAGUGAAGGUGUUCUCUGGAAGGAAACCAAUGCUCUAUAGUUUCCAGAACUCCUUGCCACGACUGCCUGUUCCAUCUGUUCAGGAUACCUGCAGGAGGUACCUGGAGUCGGUCCGCCCGCUUAUGGACGAUGAAAAGUAUGAACGGAUGAAGGGGCUGACAAAGGACUUUGAGAAGAAUCUGGGGCCAAGACUGCAGUGGUACCUCACACUGAAGUCAUGGUGGACUUCAAAUUAUGUCAGUGACUGGUGGGAAGAGUAUAUUUACCUUAGAGGUCGAGGGCCCAUUAUGGUCAACAGCAACUACUAUGCCAUGGACUUCCUAUAUGUGUUCCCCACGUCCAUUCAAGCUGCCAGAGCAGGUAACGCCAUUCAUGCAAUCAUGCUCUACAGAAGGAAGCUGGACCGAGCCCAGAUCAAACCAAUAUACUUGCUGGCAAACAAGGUUCCUCUGUGUUCGGCUCAAUGGGAGCGGAUGUUUAACACUACCCGCAUCCCUGGUUUGGAGACAGACAACCUUCAGCACAUGAAUGAGAGCAAACACAUUGCGGUGUACCACAAAGGCCGCUACUUCAAGGUGUGGAUGUUUUACGACGGGCGGCUGCUCUUGCCGCGGGAGAUUGAGCAACAGAUGGAGAGGAUCCUGGCUGACAAGUCUGAGCCCAUGCCAGGAGAGGAGAGGGUUGCUGCACUUACUGCAGGAGACAGGACCCCAUGGGCAAAGAGCCGCGAUGCCUACUUCAGCCGUGGCAAGAACAAGCAAUCCCUGGAUGCCAUCGAGAAGGCAGCCUUCUUUGUGACUCUCGAUGACACUGAACAGCGGUUCGAAGAAAGCAGCCCGGUGAAGUCUCUGGAUCGUUAUGCAAAGUCCCUCCUCCAUGGAAAGUGCUACGACAGGUGGUUUGAUAAAUCCUUUAACCUGAUCGUUUUUAAGAAUGGCACCAUGGGUCUGAAUGCAGAGCACUCGUGGGCUGAUGCUCCAAUCAUUGGUCAUCUGUGGGAGCAUGUGCUUUCAAUGGAUCCCUUUAAGCUUGGAUAUACUGAUGAAGGGCACUGCUGUGGGGAGCCCCACCCCAACUUACCAGCCCCCCAGAGACUGCAGUGGGAUAUCUCCCUUGAGUGCCAAGAGGCCAUCGACAGCUCGCUGACGGUUGCCAGGACUCUAGCCGAUGAUGUGGACAGCCACAUUUUUCCUUUCAAUGACUUUGGGAAGGGUCUCAUCAAGAAGUGCCGCACCAGUCCUGAUGCCUUUAUCCAAAUUGCCCUGCAGUUGGCUCAUUACAGGGACAAAGGAAAGUUCUGCCUGACCUACGAAGCCUCCAUGACCCGUUUGUUCCGUGAGGGCCGAACCGAAACAGUCCGCUCUUGCACCGUGGAGACGUGCACCUUUGUCCAUUCCAUGAUCAAAGAUGAGACCAGAGAAGAACGUCUCAAGUUGCUGAAACUUGCAGCAGAGAAGCACCAAAACAUGUACCGCUUGGCUAUGACAGGCAAGGGCAUUGAUCGCCACCUCUUCUGUCUUUACGUGGUUUCCAAAUACCUGGGAGAAGACUCGGCCUUCCUCAAGGAGGUCCUGUCUGAGCCUUGGAGGCUCUCUACCAGUCAGACGCCUCUUCAGCAGGUGGAGCUGUUCGACCUGGUCCGACACCCUGAAUAUGUGUCAUCUGGAGGAGGAUUUGGACCGGUGGCUGAUGAUGGUUACGGUGUCUCUUACAUCAUUGUUGGGGAAAACCUGAUCAACUUCCACAUCUCCAGCAAACACUCCAGCCCAGAAACUGACUCCCACCGCUUUGGCGCCAACAUCAGGCAGGCCAUGUUGGACAUACUCGACCUCUUCCAGCUUGACAACAAAGCUUCCAAGUGACUGUCUUCAUUUUAAACAAGAUGUGUUGAUCGUUCCGGAAGCUGUACAGAGUCAAAUGUAGGGUUUGGAAUAUUUAAAUUCAUGUUUGUAGAAAGAAAAUGGGGCUAUGGGGAUGUAUUAGUACAAACCUUUUACUUGUGUUUGUGUGUACCGUAUGCAUAUUGCAAAGAUGGAUUCUAGUGGUAGUGCACAGAUCAACGUUUCUAUUUACAGGACUGUAUGCAGCAGUGCCUUAGCGAUGACCCACUUAUGUAAAAAGGGCAGAAAGGGAGGAGAGAUUAGAUCUGAGAUCAGUUUUAUCUCACUUCAUUUGAAGGAUGGAGCAGAAGCAUAAUUCAAUAUUUAAGGUUUUAAGUUGCAAUGCGGUGCAGGACCUUCUUCUGCUUGAUUAUCUUUUUAAAAUUUCCUAUAGACUCUGCCUUGUCACAGUUUAUUUGUUCAGAUUUGCUGAUUUACAUCUUUAAACACUUCAAUACUCACAAUCAGGUUUGGUCCACAGAGUGCGUAUGAUUCUAGAAACAAAUGCAUCAUAUGACCACGUGCUUUUGCGUGCGAUUGUACAAUAUAGCGACUAAUGUUUGUGUUGUUUUCAUCCUCAGGAUUGACUGUAACUUGGCGUAAUACUCUCAAAGUGCUUUUUUUUCAGCAUGUAUAUGUGCAGCAGUAGUAGAAAUGCAGUACUGUACAAUGUGACCUUGAUGAGGCAUUCACUAAUGUCUGUUAACUUUAUUUAUGUUGUACACUCCAUGAAUGAGACUGUUUUGUCGGGUCAGUUUAAUUUCACUGUUUUAUUAGCCAGCUUUUAAUUUGUCACAUUCAUCGUUACUCUUUCUCACCUGUGGAACAGUAUCAUGGUGCAGGUUUUUCAUCUCUCCAGUCCAAAUACGCCGCUGUCAUGCUUAGGAAUGCAUUUGGUGAUGUACGUGUCGCCAGUACCAUUUUAUUUAUUUUUAGUUUUAACGUCUUUGUGCAUACAACAAACACAUUUGGACUACAGCACAUAAUUAUGCCUAUUUUCUCAUUUGGGGUGACACAGAUCUUUUUUUUUUUGAUGACAACCAACCUUCACCAGUGUGUUUUAGUUGUAUGACUUAUAUGAGUAGACGUCAUGUUUACACCGCUGCAUGUUUUUUGAAAAUGACGCUGUAUAUGUUUGCUUCUAAUUUAAGAUAAAAAUGACAAGCAGCUGGGACAUACCAAAAGAAGUUUUAACAAUAAAGCGAAUGUCAGACAGCUGAG